Molecule: messenger RNA, 1623 nt
Organism: Medioppia subpectinata
Lineage: Eukaryota; Metazoa; Arthropoda; Arachnida; Sarcoptiformes; Oppiidae
Source: the annotation of a GenBank genome assembly
AUGGCUGGUACAUAUUUCCUGACAACUAAUGUUGUGAUGUCAAGCGAUGACAAUAAUACGAGUGGCAGUGAAUUAUCGCAAUCGAUGGCCAGUCUUAGCAUAAGUAGUAACACAACUGAAAUAAGUGAUGGUGGGAGCCAUGAGUCGCAUAAUAACUAUUACACUGUUAAUUUUGAUGUGAUUGGUGACCAGAUUGGUGAGGGCUGGUUCGGCAAAGUGUUUAAAGUGAGGCAUAAGUUAGAGGAAAAGUUAUACGCUAUUAAAAUUGUCACUUAUAAUGAAACUAGUAAUGAGAGUAAACAGCGAACGCUAAAUGAGGUAAAAAGUUUGGCAAACCUGAGCUCACAAUAUGUGGUACAGUAUCACAACUCAUGGCUCAACGAUAACAGCACUCAACUGUACAUUCAGAUGGAGUAUUGCCCGCAAAGUCUAAAGACAGUACUGGAAACUAAAGGGCCGGCAUUUGGCAGACAAUCACCGGCCGAACCCAUGAAUCCGUUCGAGUAUUUCAUUUCGUGUGAAAUAUUCAAAGAACUGUUAGAAUGUGUUGAAUAUCUUCAUGAAUCGGUUCCAACGAUUAUUCAUCGCGAUUUCAAACCGGACAACGUUUUGAUUGCCAGUACAUUAAGCGGUAAUAACAACAAUAGCCGGCGAUUCAUAAAACUGUGUGACUUUGGUUUGGCCACUGUUCACGACCCGCACCAAUACGAGCACUCGGCGGUCGGCACUCGUGGUUAUAUAGCGCAAGAAGUAUACGACGGUAAAUAUAACCAUAAGGUGGACAUUUAUAGUCUUAGUCGAAUUGGUGAAUAUUUGUUUGACAUUUAUCUAGCUGAUUCGCAGCCGUUUAAUGCAAAUGAAUCGGUGUUCAAGACAUGCAUACUAUGUAUGUCUCAAAUAUUAGAGAAAAUGAUGUCAACACCCAAUUGGCGACAAAGACCCGAAUGUCGGGAAGUGUUGGCCAAACAUAACGAGUGGUCUAUCGAUAAGACUGUUGUCACAAAUCAUAAGGAAUUCAAUUCAUUAUAUAAACCUUAUAACAUCACAAAACCAGUCAUUCAUUCAAUCCUUAAAUACAACUCCAGUUUCAGCGCCGAAGACAACACCAGAACUAUCACAACAACUGAUCCGAUGGCCACUCAGUCGUCGACCGCAGCGGUGGUCAACACGAGUCCCGGCGGCGGCACAACCACUACAGUCACUGUCACUACAGGGAGAAGUGGAGGAAUGAUUUGGGACUGCAAUCAAGACAUCAACGCAUUUCUCUCGCCAUUAAAUAUGUCUCGCAAUAGAUAUCAGCCGAAGAAGCAAUGGUUGGCCACGAGUUGUCACUCACAGCCACCGCCGGCGCUGCCGAUACGACACCAGACACUCGCCAAAGAGUUUGUCGACCGCUUCCAAGAGGUUGUGGUGAUUGGCGACGUUCACGGAUGUGAUGACGAGUUGAUACAACUCUUGGAUCUAAUCCACAACAAGAAUAAUAAUAACAGUGCCGUCAAUACGAUUGAGAAGCGGAAGAAUGCGGACAACAAUCGCGUUCUGAAGCUAUUUGUGGGCGAUUUGGUGAAUAAGGGGCCGAAGAGUCGGCAAGUGUUGGACUAUUUGAUGCAAAACAGUGACUCA